Trichoderma breve is the source of this 1098-nucleotide messenger RNA. Its product is annotated as uroporphyrinogen decarboxylase (URO-D) domain-containing protein. Bases 1 to 1098 code for a protein of 365 amino acids. Gene Ontology annotation, molecular function: uroporphyrinogen decarboxylase activity. The record is from RefSeq and is a predicted model, not a curated record. Gene Ontology annotation, biological process: heme biosynthetic process. The transcript has 5 exons. NCBI's taxonomy places the organism in Eukaryota, Fungi, Ascomycota, Sordariomycetes, Hypocreales, Hypocreaceae. Gene Ontology annotation, cellular component: cytosol.
AUGGAGCACAAUUUCGAGCCAUUGAAGAACGACCUGCUGCUGCGAGCGGCGUGGGGCCAGAAGGUGGAACGACCUCCCAUGUGGGUGAUGCGCCAAGCUGGCCGCUACCUACCGGAAUACCAUGAAGCAAAGGGCACGCGCGACUUCUUCGAGUGCUGCCGAGAUGCCGAGGUCGCCUCCACAUUAACGCUGCAGCCCGUCGAGCGCUUCGAGGGCCUGCUGGACGCCGCCAUCAUCUUCUCCGACAUCCUCGUCAUCCCACAGGCCAUGGGCAUGCAGGUGGAGAUGGUGGACAAGAAGGGGCCGCACUUCCCCAACCCGCUGCAGAGCCCCGCGGACGGGCAGUACGAGCAGGUGCUCGGCCGAGAGGUGGACGUGGCCGCCGAGCUCGACUACGUCUACAAGGCAAUCACCCUGACGAGGAAGAAGCUGGCCGGCCGGGUUCCCCUGAUUGGCUUCUGCGGCGCCCCCUGGACGCUCUUCUGCUACAUGGUCGAAGGAGGAGGCACUAAGCUUUUCGCCCAGGUCAAGACAUGGAUCUACAAGUACCCGGAGGAGUCGAAGAAGCUCCUGGCCAAGAUUGCUGAUGUCUGUGUAGACCACCUGGCUCUUCAGGUGAAGGCCGGUGCUCAGGCGGUGAUGGUGUUUGACUCAUGGGCUGGAGAGUUGUCUCCUGCUUCCUUCAAGGAAUUCUCUGAGCCCUACCUUGCCCACAUUGCGCAAAAGCUACCGCUGAAGCUGCAAGAGCUGGGUCUGGAGAAGGUCCCCAUGACGGUGUUCCCCAAGGGCGCUUGGUACGCUCUCGAUUCAGUGUGCAAUCUGGGCUACAAUGUCGUCGGCAUGGACUGGCUGCAAGACGCCGCUGAGGCUGUGAAAAUUCGAGGAGACAGGAACGUUGUCUUCCAGGGUAAUGCCGACCCCGGAUGCUUGUAUGGUUCAAAGGCCGCCAUCACCGAGGCUGUUGAGACUAUGGUCAAGGGCUUUUGGACUGGUAACAAGGGCUGGAUCGCCAACUUGGGCCACGGCAUCACCCCUGGUGUCAACCCAGAUAACUUGAAGUUCUUCUUCGAGGAAAUUCAUCGCCUGACCAAGCCCUGA